Petromyzon marinus (sea lamprey) is the source of this 2244-nucleotide messenger RNA. The record is from RefSeq and is a predicted model, not a curated record. Lineage: Eukaryota; Metazoa; Chordata; Hyperoartia; Petromyzontiformes; Petromyzontidae.
CCCUGUGCCCCCUUCCCCGCGAGACACACAAGGCAGCCAGGCCGUCCCUCCUCCUCGCUCUCUCUCUCUCCACCCUCAUCCCUCCCUUCCCCUCCUACCUCUCACCCAGAACGCCUGCGGUUUCCUUUAUGCCGACUGCACACAUGCACAGAGCAGCACACUUUGGGCGGGCUAGGGGGCUGGGAAGGAUGGUGAUGGUAGGGCACAAACUGAGCCUGUGAUAUGUGAGCGCGCAUCAAAGCGACAGAAACGCACCCACGCACACGCACGCACGCAGACACGCACACACACAGAGAGACGCGCGUGGACGAGGAGACAUCACAGCAGAGGAGACAGGCGCGUAAGAGCGGGGCAAGCAAGCGAGGAGGCGGAUUGUGUGCAGUCUGCGAAGACAGCGGCACGCUAUGUUGUUCCUGAGCUGAGUAUACGGACGGGAAGAUGCUCGCCUCCUUUAUAACGUUAGCUCUUUUGGUGAUCGUUGCCGGCUCUGAAUAUGACGGAGCGCCGGAUGUGAGCGGCACGCCGGGCGCGAGGCCUCGCGGCGUCGCUCCGAUGCCACCACCGCCGCCGCCGCCGACGCGACAGAGAGGAGGCGUCGACGCGACGGAGGUGGCUGCUCACGGUGGCGCGUCGCGAGCCGGGGUGGAUGGCGGCCCCCCGGCCCCCCACUCGGUGCUCAGGGCCGAGCUGCUGCAACAGCUUCUACUGCUGCUGUUGGCGGAGAGGCGCCAGCCCCAAGCGGAGCCGCCCAGCGCCGUGAAGGAGCGCGCAGUGCGGGCCCACUACGAGAAGGCCCCAUCCGGAGGCUCUCAGCUCGGCCGAUGGGGGCUUCUCGCGGGCCGCACCCGGGCGCUGGCACGCGACGCCCCUCGGCGGCCUCCGCUCUGGCCGCACGGCCGCUCCCCUCUCCCUGACGGCGCGGCGGUGGCGGCGGCGCGAGGGAGCCACGGGGCCUCGGAGCGGCCGGAGGAGACGGCGAGAGCGGCAGCGGCGGACGACCGGGAGGGGGGUGGCGAUGGGACCGCGAGUGCAGCGACGCGGAAAGGAAGCGUGGAUGGGAAGCAAGACGCGGCUGUCAAUCAAGAAACUGUCAACGCUCGUGCGGCCGAGGAGGGAUUGGAAAUCGUGCGCAGCGCGACGCGGGACAGGGAAUUGCCAGGGGCAUUGCUGACCCCUCUGGACCGGGCCGCGAGGCCCCGGGAUGCGUCCCCAGCGACGCACGCUGCUGCCGUCCGUCCAGAGGAGGGCGACCGCGGAGUGUCGCUGGACGCGGCCGAGGUCGGGCGGCGCAGGAAGGCUUCGCCGGACCGCCAGAGUGCGGAGUUUGGCUACAUCGUGACGGAUAACAGGCCGCUGAGCUUGUCGUCGGCUGUACGACUGCUGGAGGCCCUGGCUGGGGAAGUGAAUCUCCCCGCCGACUCCUUCACAGACGUCAGUGUUGUGGGUCCGGCUGUCGCAUUCCGGCUACGGCCGAACAAGUGGAAGCUGACGGUGAGGGACACGGUGAGCACCGUCGGUAAGAGACACACACACUCCCUCUCCCUGAGCCUCCAGCUCGCUUUCUCCUCUCUCUUCUCUCGCUCCUCUCCUUCGCUCUCUCGCAUGUCACUCUGCUCCCCCGUCUGGCUCUCCGAUGCGUUUUCGGGGGGUCGGUACCGCGCGUCGUUCGGCACGACGUCCGACGUUUCGCUCCACGUGCUCGGGAGCCUCUUCGGGAAACGGAAUAGCUCGCGAGUAAUUUUGCGUGAAUAAUUAUUAUUCACGAAUAAUUGUUCGCGAGUUUUUUACUAUUUCAGCUCCAGGAUUCCUAAAGACAACAUCGACGUAUCACCGUUUUUAUUUUUUGUAAACAAAAACAAUACAUUUACGUCCGUCUGCAAAACAGUUACUCGUUCCGUUGACCCAUCCUUCCGGGGUCAAGGGCCCCUAAGGAGCUCCCGAUUGGCCGGGGUCGCGUAUAAAUAGAGGAUGGUGAAACCAGUGGGGUGGGGCGGGAGCUGCAGACGACAAGGUCGACAGGAUCCCGAGAUGCGUCUUUGAGCCGCAUUGCAAAGUCCCCUCCAUCGCUACGGAGGCCGAUGGCAAUCUCCUGGCUGCUGGGGGUUGCCACCCCUGAGGUAGCAAUAUACAGGGACAUAUCAUGGGGCCGCAUGUACGUUGAGCUUCUUUCACACCGUACGGAGCCAACUGUGCUUAUCGAAGGUGUAGGGGAAGGACAACAAACUCAACACAAAAAGCAGCUCU